AUGGCCAAGAACUCUCCUAUUGCUUUAGCUCAGAAUGCCAAAGCGCUAUCUACCCAGGAGAGUGCAUGUUUCUGGGGGCCGUCUUCCCCUGCCUUUACGUCAAAUAGAGAUAAUUCCACUGCAUGCCUAUUAGAUUGUGAGAUACCUCAAAGACAGACGGCAAGCCUCCAGAUGGAAGCAUUGGGUGAACUAGAGUUCAGAAAAGUUCGGAAAACCCUAGGCAAAGGGGCAACUAAGUUGGUCGAGAGGUGGCAGGAAGUGGCACCGAAGUUUGAUGACAAUCUUUUCAUUAGAAUUCUUGUGAAUCCCAUCGGCAAAAAGGAGCAGGGGAACCGCACGAUCCAGGCUUCGUUUGAGUCUUUGUUCCUUGGCGGGCGCGAGGAGCUUCUCUCCAUACUCGACAAGAGCUUUCCUGAGUUAGGAGUACCAUAUGCAAACAGCACCUUCAAGAUCAAGUCAGACUUCAUGAAGGAGCCCAUCCCUGCGGAGGGUCUGAAGAAGAUCUGGAAGUUCUUAUUAGAAGCAGUGGAUGAUCCCCUACUAAUGAUAUUGGAUCCUUUGAAAGGGAGGAUGGAUGAGUUGGAAGAAACUGCCCUUCCUUUUCCUCGUAGGAAGGGGAACUUGUACAAUAUCCAGCACCACUUGAACUGGCCUGGGAACGAGGAUAGCCAGAAGCACUUGGAUUGGAUGAAAAACCUUUACGAUUUCAUGGCUCCUUAA
Molecule: messenger RNA, 720 nt
Organism: Elaeis guineensis (African oil palm)
Lineage: Eukaryota; Viridiplantae; Streptophyta; Magnoliopsida; Arecales; Arecaceae
Source: RefSeq, a predicted model, not a curated record